AAAUCUAGUAAGCUUGCAACCGCGACAACUCAACCGAAAACUGAGAGGAGAAAGCUAUUUAUUUUUAUUUUAUUUUAGUUUAGUUCUGAAAGAAACUUUAAAGAUCCAAUUCGGUUCAAGGCUUUUACAGAUCUACGAAUCAUCCAAAUAUAUCCUAUCUCAUUCUCGAUCUUAUUACUCUCCUUACCGCUACUUGAAAUAUUGAAAUUAAUUCAAAUCCUUACAAUCCAUUUUCAACCAACGCUAAAACCCUAGCAUUCGGCGAGAUCCGAAUUCCCAAAAAAUGGAUGCUCCGCAAGGCGGAUCCGACGGCGACAAAACCAAUCCUUCCUCUUCUCCUGUCUCCGUUGUCUCCAAUUUCUGGAAAGAAUUUGAUCUGGAAAAAGAGAAAAGUGUGCUUGAUGAACAAGGACUCAGAAUAGCUGAAAAUCAGGAAAACAGCCAGAAAAAUAGGCGGAAGCUUGCUGAGAGUACAAGAGAUUUCAAGAAAGCUGCGCCAGAGGAAAAAUUAAGUUUAUUUAAUUCAUUACUUAAGGGCUACCAAGAAGAAGUUGAUAAUCUUACCAAGAGGGCAAAAUUUGGCGAGAAUGCUUUUCUUAACAUCUAUCAAAAGCUUUAUGAGGCUCCUGAUCCUUAUCCUGCUCUUGCUUCAAUUUCUGAGCAAGAUCUAAAAAUCUCUGAAUUGGAAUCUGAGAACCGGAAGAUGAAAGUUGAGCUUGAAGAGUUCAGAACAGAAUCAAUGCACUUAAAAAAUCAGCAGGCAACGAUAAGAAGACUUGAAGAGCGGAAUAGACAAUUAGAGCAGCAGAUGGAGGAAAAAGUGAAAGAAAUUGUGGAGAUGAAGCAGCGCAGUUUAGCAGAAGAAAACCAGAAAACUCUAGAAGUCUUAAAAGACAGGGAGCAAUCUUUGCAAGAUCAAUUACGGCAAGCUAAAGAAAGUGUAUCAAACAUGCAAAAACUGCAUGAACUUGCACAGAGCCAGUUGUUUGAACUUCGUGCUCAGUCAGAGGAAGAUAGGGCAGCAAAGCAAUCUGAGGUCAACCUUUUGAUGGAUGAAGUAGAGCGAGCCCAAACUCGGCUUUUUAGUCUGGAGAGAGAGAAGGGGCUUCUACGCUCACAAUUGCAGUCAGCAAAUGAAGAGUCAGAAAACAAGAGAAGUGAUGUAGAUUCAAAUGCCAUACUUGAAAACUCCCUAAGUUCCAAAGAAAAGAUAAUCUCUGAGCUGAACAUGGAACUUCACAAUAUUGAAACUACGUUAUCCAAUGAACGAGUGCAACAUGUCAACGAGAUCAAGAAGUUGAAUUCGUUGCUCAAUGAAAAGGAUGUUGCUCUUGAGGAGAUGAAGAAAGAACUUAAAGCAAGGCCAACAGAAAAGUUGGUUGAUGAUUUGCGUAAGAAAGUGAAAAUUUUGCAGGCAGUGGGUUAUAAUUCAAUUGAGGCUGAAGAUUGGGAAGCAGCUACCAGUGGGGAAGAGAUGAGUAAAAUGGAAUCUCUUCUUCUUGAUAAAAAUAAGAAAAUGGAACAUGAACUUACACAGCUGAAGGUCAAACUUUCCGAGAAAACAUCUUUUCUGGAAACAGCUGAAGGCAAAAUAGUAGAACUCGCGGAAAAGGUUAAUGAACAACAAAAGCUGAUACAGAAAUUAGAAGAUGAUAUAUUGAAGGGUUAUAGUUCCAAAGAAAAGAAAGGAACUCUUUUUGAUGAUUGGGAUCUUUCAGAGAGUGGAGGGAAUGAACUUUCCGAGAACACAGAUCAGAAACAAGUUUCCGCAGAUCAAGACCAAAGCUCAAUGCUGAAGGUGAUCUGCAAUCAGCGUGAUCGAUUUAGGGCACGUUUGCGGGAAACUGAAGAAGAAAUAAGGCAAUUAAAGGAGAAGAUAGGGGAGCUAACAACGGAACUGGAGAAAACAAAAGCUGAUAAUGUUAAACUUUAUGGAAAGAUUCGUUAUGUCCAGGAUUAUAACCAGGAGAAAGUAAUUUCUAGAGGAUCAAAGAAGUAUGCCGAGGAUCUUGAAAGUGGUUUCACCUCAGAUGUUGAAUCCAAGUACAAGAAGAUAUAUGAGGAUGAUAUUAAUCCCUUUGCAGCAUUCUCAAAAAAGGAGAGGGAUCAAAGAUACAAGGAGCUGGGCUUCAGAGACAGAAUCACACUCAGCAGCGGACGUUUUCUUCUGGGAAACAAGUAUGCUCGAACAUUUGCAUUUUUCUACACAAUUGGUUUGCAUAUCCUAGUGUUUACUUGUCUAUACCGAAUGUCCGCUCUAAGCUACCUCAGCCAUGGCUCUGAGGAAACUGCCGUCGUUGAGAAAAACUUGAACCUUCCGCGUGGAUAUUAGUGACAUCUACCCUUAGCCAUUUCUUCAUUUAUGGUUUGUUCUUGUGAGAAGAAUAUGGCAUUGAAAUUAAAUUUACAAACUUAAUAAACUGUACAUGUAACACAAUCAUGUUAUGUUCAAAAUAGCUAAUACUAUACAUCCAUGUCUUUCGAUCUUAA
Molecule: messenger RNA, 2490 nt
Organism: Gossypium raimondii (Peruvian cotton)
Lineage: Eukaryota; Viridiplantae; Streptophyta; Magnoliopsida; Malvales; Malvaceae
Product: protein CASP
Exons: 19
Coding region: 284-2332 (682 amino acids)
Biological process (GO): intra-Golgi vesicle-mediated transport
Cellular component (GO): Golgi membrane
Source: RefSeq, a predicted model, not a curated record